Orycteropus afer afer is the source of this 2886-nucleotide messenger RNA. It is a transcript of the gene POLD1, whose product is annotated as DNA polymerase delta 1, catalytic subunit. Gene Ontology annotation, molecular function: nucleotide binding; 3'-5'-DNA exonuclease activity; DNA-directed DNA polymerase activity. Gene Ontology annotation, biological process: DNA replication proofreading; nucleotide-excision repair, DNA gap filling; DNA-templated DNA replication. Gene Ontology annotation, cellular component: delta DNA polymerase complex. The record is from RefSeq and is a predicted model, not a curated record. The transcript is spliced from 24 exons. The coding region runs from base 1 to 2886 and encodes 961 amino acids. Lineage: Eukaryota; Metazoa; Chordata; Mammalia; Tubulidentata; Orycteropodidae.
AUGGAUGGCAAGCGGCGGCAAGCCCCAGGACCCGGUGUGCCCCCAAAGCGGGCCUGCGGCGGCCUCUGGGACGAGGACGACAUGCCUCGGCCGUCGCAGUUUGAGGAGGAGCUGGCGCUGAUGGAGGAGAUGGAGGCAGAGCGCAGGCUGCAGGAGCAGGAGGAGGAGGAGCUGCGGUCGGCCCUGGAGGGGGCUGCAGACGGGCAGUUCUCCCCAUCAGCCCUGGAUCCCCGCUGGCUUCGGCCUUCCCCACCUCACCUGGACCCCCAGAAGGAGCCCCUCAUCUUUCAGCAGUUGGAGAUCGACCAUUAUGUGGGCCCCGCGAGGCCCCUCCCUCUGCCUGGGACGCCCCCGGUCUCCCGCGGCUCCGUGCCGGUGCUCCGCGCCUUCGGGGUCACCGACGCUGGCGUGUCCGUCUGCUGCCACAUCCACGGCUUCGCGCCCUACUUCUACACCCCGGCGGUCCCCGGGUUUGGGGCCGAGCACCUGGCGGAGCUGCAGCAGGAGCUGAAUGCGGCCAUCAGCCGGGACCAGCGCGGGGGCAAGGAGCUCUCGGGGCCCGCUGUGUGUGCGCGCAUCUUCCCGGAGCCGGAGCGGGACCCCGUCAUCCAGAUCUGCUCCCUGGGCCUGCGCUGGGGCGAGCCGGAGCCCUUCCUGCGCCUGGCGCUCACGCUGAAGCCCUGCGCCCCCAUCCUGGGCGCCAAGGUGCAGAGCUACGAGUGUGAGGAGGACCUGCUGCAGGCCUGGUCCACCUUCAUCUGCACCAUGGACCCUGAUGUGAUCACAGGCUACAACAUCCAGAACUUUGAUCUUCCGUACCUCAUCUCCCGGGCCCAGACCCUCAAGGUGCACAAGUUCCCCUUCCUGGGCCGUGUCUCCGGGCUCCGCUCCACCAUCCGCGACUCGUCCUUCCAGUCCAAGCAGACCGGCCGGCGGGACAGCAAGGUGCUGCUGCGGGAACACAAGCUGCGCUCCUACACACUCAACGCCGUGAGCUUCCACUUCCUGGGGGAGCAGAAGGAGGACGUGCAGCACAGCAUCAUCACCGACCUGCAGAACGGGAACGAGCAGACGCGCCGCCGCCUGGCCGUGUACUGCCUCAAGGACGCCUUCCUGCCGCUGCGGCUGCUCGAGCGGCUCAUGGUCUUGGUCAACGCCGUGGAGAUGGCGCGUGUCACCGGCGUGCCCCUCAGCUACCUGCUCAGCCGAGGCCAGCAGGUCAAGGUUGUGUCCCAGCUGCUCCGGCAGGCCAUGCGCCAGGGGCUGGUGAUGCCCGUGGUGAAGACGGAGGGCGGUGAAGACUACACGGGGGCCACAGUCAUCGAGCCGCUCAAAGGGUACUACGACGUGCCCAUCGCCACCCUGGACUUCUCCUCGCUGUACCCGUCCAUCAUGAUGGCCCACAACCUCUGCUACACCACUCUGCUGCGGCCUGGCGCUGCCCAGAAGCUGGGCCUGACCUCGGAGCAGUUCAUCAAGACGCCCACGGGGGACGAGUUUGUGAAGACCUCUGUGCGCAAGGGGCUGCUACCGCAGAUCCUGGAGAACCUGCUCAGCGCCCGGAAGAGGGCCAAGGCCGAGCUCGCCAAGGAGACGGACCCCCUGCGCCGGCAGGUUUUGGACGGGCGGCAGCUGGCGCUGAAGGUGAGCGCCAAUUCCGUGUAUGGUUUCACCGGCGCUCAGGUGGGCAAGCUGCCGUGCCUGGAGAUCUCACAGAGCGUCACCGGCUUUGGGCGCCAGAUGAUCGAGAAAACAAAGCAGCUGGUGGAGUCCAAGUACACGGUGGAGAAUGGCUACAGCGCUACUGCCAAGGUGGUAUACGGGGACACGGACUCUGUCAUGUGCCGUUUUGGCGUCUCCUCAGUGGCCGAGGCCAUGGCCCUGGGGCGGGAGGCCGCCGACUGGGUAUCAAGCCACUUCCCCCCACCCAUCAGGCUGGAGUUUGAGAAGGUCUACUUCCCCUACCUGCUCAUCAGCAAGAAGCGCUACGCGGGCCUGCUCUUCUCCUCCCGCCCCGACGCCCACGACCGCAUGGACUGCAAGGGCCUGGAGGCCGUGCGCAGGGACAACUGCCCUCUCGUGGCCAACCUCGUCACCGCCUCGCUGCGUCGACUGCUCAUCGACCGGGACCCUGCCAGCGCAGUGGCCCACGCACAGGACGUCAUCUCAGACCUGCUGUGCAACCGUAUUGACAUCUCGCAGCUGGUCAUCACCAAGGAGCUGACCCGUGCAGCCGCCGACUACGCCGGCAAGCAGGCCCACGUGGAGCUGGCCGAGAGGAUGAGGAAACGGGACCCCGGCAGCGCGCCCAGCCUGGGUGACCGUGUCCCCUAUGUGAUCAUCGGGGCCGCCAAGGGCGUGGCUGCCUACAUGAAGUCGGAGGACCCGCUCUUCGUGCUCGAGCACAGCCUGCCCAUCGACACGCAGUACUACCUGGAGCAGCAGCUGGCCAAGCCGCUCCUGCGCAUAUUCGAGCCCAUCCUGGGCGAGGGCCGCGCCGAGGCCGUGCUGCUGCGGGGCGAGCACACGCGCUGCAAGACCGUGCUCACGGGCAAGGUGGGCGGCCUGCUGGCCUUCACCACUCGCCGCAGCUGCUGCAUCGGCUGCCGCACCGUGCUCAGUCACCAGGGAGCCGUGUGCAAGUUCUGCCGGCCGCGGGAGUCGGAGCUGUAUCAGAAGGAGGUGUGGCACCUCAACGCCCUGGAGGAGCGCUUCUCCCGCCUGUGGACACAGUGCCAGCGCUGCCAGGGCAGCCUGCACGAGGACGUCAUCUGUACCAGCCGGGACUGCCCCAUCUUCUACAUGCGCAAGAAGGUGCGCAAGGACCUGGGGGAUCAGGAGCGGCUGCUGCAGCGCUUCGGGCCGCCGGGCCCCGAGGCCUGGUGA